AGAUGUUAUUGCGUUCUCUGUUUUCGAUAUAAUAUGGCCGUUUUGAAGGGGGAAAGGAAUAUUUUGAAUUUUAUUUAGUUGAUGAACGAGUCAAAAGAGGACAACAAGAUAACUUGAAACGUGACGCCAAACCAAUCUGCCAUUUGCUGAUUACAUAAAGAUAGAUGUUUAUUUUGCUGACCUGCUAUGUAUUUGCCUGGAUCGGGGAGUUUUACAGUUUCGGUCAAAAGCUCUUAGCUGUUCUCUGUGCGAUUUGCAGCUCCAUACAUGUCGACUGGAUUCUCGAGGAUUUGGAUCAAUAUGAAUUGAAUGAACCUGAAACACAAGAGGAAGAAUUGCAGAAGGCAAAAAAUGAUGGGGUUUUUAGAGAUAAAAAGGACUUGUGUAGAAAGCCAAGGAUUUGUCAUGAUUGUGUGGAAAAAGGACUUAAAAUUUUGAGACAAAAUGAGAAAGUGACAACAAGGUGGAUGCAUGAGUCGAGUUGCCUUGAAUCAGUGAGAAAAGACAGUGGCGCACAAUGCCCACCAAUGACAGCUAAUUUUUUUACUGUAUUUCAAAUCGAUGUCAUGUACAUGUGUGUUACAAUGGAAAGACUAUCGCAUCCUACAAGGAGUAUUUGCUUUGGAUUGAAACCAAAGUCUGAUGUCACACCGGGAUCAAAUGGUGUCGAGGAUCUGCUCGUACACAAUGACACUCCGAAAACAAAUGAUGAUUACAUCAAGGAUCUCGGAGAUCAAGAAGAUCCUCCAGAUAUUGAAGACUUCAAGGACCUUCUAGAACCAAAAAAUACAAACACUGAUGCUGAUUUGACGCAAAAAAACAACAAAUAUUAUGUAUCGGAUGUCCAAAAUGCCAUAUCAAGAAAAAAUGGUACUUGUGAAGAAUUGUAUGUUGAAAAUGAUGUGCAAGAUGGAGAAGCUGAUGAAGAAUCGGAAGUUGACCUGGUUAAUUUUGGGUCUGAAAUAGACCUUCAUUUGCAUUCCACAUUUUUAAAAGCAAAUGAAGCAAAAAUCUGUGAUACUGAAAGUGUGCUGUCUGACCUGAGGGAAGACCAUGGAAACUGUGCUGCAGGUUGUGAUAUGGGAACUUUUUAUAAAAUGAGCGUUGGGCCGGAUAAAACUUUUGUUUGUUUGCCUAACCCAGAAAAAACAAAGGACGUCUCACAUGAAGAUAAGAUGCCGCAAUUUACAUUAAAAGUACUACCAAAUCCUCCAAACAACUUUGAGAGAUACUCGCAAGUUAAAAGUGUACAAGACAAUUCUCUCCUGAAUUGUUUUGAAAGAAAAUUUGUCAAAGAGGAUCAACAAAGUCGUGGGAAACAAUACGAUCUAACUUUGCUGGAAUCUGAUAUUGAAAGUCUAAGAAAGGUUUCUUGGUUGCCUUUGCACAAUCUCCCUGUUCCGAAAGUAGAGAUAGAUGUGCACUAUGUUGACCAGUUUCCACCUUUAGUAGCGAUCAUUACCCAGAUUGCAGAGGGGAAUACACCAAGACCUCAGAUAUCCAUGCGAUAUGAGCUUCUCCGUCUUUGCACACUGAGGACCUACCCAAGGGAAAACAAACCAUACCUGAUCAAGCUUGCUGCUGCUGGUUUUUACUAUGCUUCUGACGGAGAUGGUGUUGUCUGUUAUUGCUGUGGCAUUCGCCGCUAUGGAUGGACAGAAAAAGAUGAUCCCAUGGCAGUUCACAAACGAAUCAACCAACACUGCAAGUUCUUCAAGAAAAAUGCCGAAUACAAUGUCCCAGCUACUUCAUUUGGUCCAUUGAGUGAGAAAGAAGCUUUUUUGGAUGCAAUUCCGGAUUGUGAAGUGCCAAAUUACAGCGAGGAUGUCAACAAUGAUAAUGAUAACAAUAGACAAAGUGGGCAACCAACAACACAGAACAGGACUGGGCUGGGAAUCCAGACUUCAAUGCCAAAGCAUCCGCAAUAUGCACCGAAGACCACACGUGAGAACAGUUACAAUGGCUGGCCAAACACCUCCAGUCAUACACCGAUUGAGCUGGCAGAAGCAGGGUUCUACUUUGCAGGAUUUGGGGACUGUGUGAGGUGUUUCCAUUGUGGAAUUGGUCUCCGUCACUGGGACAAGGAGGACAAUGUGUGGAUCGAACACGCUCGUUGGUCAAAGGACUGUGUCUUCCUGCUGCAGAAGAAGGGUCGCGAGUUCGUGGAGCUCGUACAGCUUGCCGUCCAGUACACCAACGAGCUUGAGGACCAAACAGGAGCAACUGGGACAAGCGGUGUGGUUGACCUAGAGAAGUACCUUGUUGGGGAAGCAGCUCAGUUUGUGCUCACAAAAGGGUUCACUCCCAUUCAGAUCAAGGAAUCUCUAGAGGCUAUACUUUCAAAGGAUUCGAAUGCAAAAAUUACUGGUCACAGUCUACUGCAAAAGGUGAUUGAAUUGCAUGGGAAGAAAAAUGAACCGGCACCUGAAGACAACACGAACAGCGCUAACAGCGCUCCAGAAUCCACGGAGUCUUCACCAGAAACAGUAGAAAAACAAGCCAGAGGGGAAAAUACUGAAGCCGCUGUGGCAGAUCCAAAGGCCAUCAAAGAAGAAAACGAGCAACUCAAAGAACAGACAGUUUGCAAGGUGUGCCUAGACAACACAGUAAGUAUAGUGUUUCUCCCGUGCGGUCAUCUGGUCACAUGCGCAGAUUGUGCCCCGGCCAUGAGGAAGUGUCCAAUAUGUAGGGCAGUGGUGAAAGGAACAGUCCGUACAUACAUGAGUUAAAAUAGCCAUAGAAAACUAUUUGGCUGUCAUUUUUUUCUAAAUUACAGAAUAUUUGUGUAAACUGCCCGCUUACUUUUCAAGUUGAUGUUUUCUUGUAUGAAUUGCUGUGUAACAUAUAUUUGCUGUGUUGUAAAAUUAAAAGAAUUUUACUUUAAAUGAUUGAAUUAAAAGACAAACGCUUCAUUUUUGUACAAAAUUAAAAUAUUUUGCUGUAUUAGAAAGAUGUCAAUGACAUGAUUGCGUUUAAAAAAAAUGAUGUUGAUAAUGAUGGUAAUCACUCAUUUACAUAUGAUAAUUUAUUGUUUCAAGUUCAAAUUAAUUCAAUGUCAGACAACACAAUGAAAGUGCAUAUGAAAAUCUAAAUAUUAUCUUUUGUUACCUGUUACAGUUAUACCUAGAUUAUUGAUUGUAAACAGUUUGCCUUCACCCACUGGACAAGAUGUGGCAUUCAAAUGUACAUAAUACUACUUACAAUUUUGCUGCAUUCAAUGUAUACAAAUUUCUAUUAUUUAUACUUUUGAAAGAACUAACCAUUUUACAAUGAUAUGUUAACUAGUGGAACUGUGCACAUGUGGAUUGCCUGUAUGGCCGGGAAAAACUAGUUAAUGUUAUCUCUGUAUACAUUGCUCUUAUCCAUCUUAACUUUUGUAAUUAUAUGCAUGCAUAUAUUAAAAAAUGGUUUUUGUAAAUACUUGAUCCAAUACUGUACCGAUUUAAAAUUAUAAUCUGUAUUUCCAUGUCACCAACUCACUGUUAUGUUUUGAUAUGUUAUGUAUGUUUGUUCUUCAUGUCGGAAAAUAGCUCAUUGAGCUAAUGUUUCGUAUUAGCAUAUACCAGACUUUAAAUAAAAAUUCUUGUAUCUUGUAGAGUAGAAAAUUAAUGGAGAGUGAAGAAAUUAUUAAACAUUGUUCUGUACUUAUAUCAAAGCUGAAAAAUUCAUACUGUUUUCCUGAUUUAUCUAUUACUCCAUAUAGAUUAAUCAUCGAUUAUUGUUGAUGCACAAGAUAUUGUUAGUAAUGCAACAAACAAUAUUCUAUUGAUAUACAAUUGUGUUGCAAAUUACAAACAACAUUACUAAGUGGUCUCAGCACACAGAACCAUGUUACACAUAAUUAAUCUAUGAAUAUGUUUCCAUUUGAAAGUGUGUAUUUAAGAGGAGGUACUACUUAGUGUUAGUCAGAAAAUGUUUGGUGUUCGUUCUUGAAUGGGUGAGGGGGAAAAUUGGAAUGGUAAACAUUCCUUUAAAACUAUUUAUGAAUAACAUCUGUUAAGCAAAAACAUGAAUGUAUUAGUGAGCAUUUAAAUGACUUUUUGAGCUGAUUUUGUCUUAUUAUUUUAUUUUAAUUUAACUGGUAGUUUCUUCACUUGUUUUAACUCACACUGAAGAAUAAUUGAAUUUACAGAUAAUAGUAGAGUGAAGCACAAGUUUUAUUUUGCACACCUUUUUUCAACUUGAAAAAUAAAAAAAAGCUUAUCCAGCAUUAAUUUCCAGACAUGGAUUCAAUAUUUCUUACAACAAUAUUUAAACUACCAUUCAUGGAUUUUUACAGCAGUGUUGGGUUAUGUUGGCAGCAAAUGCCAGUGUCAAAAGUGCAUGUAUAUUUUUUCCCACUACCAAAGUUAAUGAACUUUUACAAAACAAGACUAGUUGAUGCCAGAGAUUUGUUUGAUGUAAAACACUGGGAUUGGAUGAAAUGACGCUUGUAAGGUCUACUGUGUGUUUAGUACUAUGCAUAUGUUGAAAUAUUAUUAUAAUUUAUCUGCAUGUCAAUUAUUGUACUAUUGUUUACAGCUCUGACAUGAAAAUUAUUACAUGAACAAAAAACAAAGAAACACUCUCAAAUAUUGUAAAAAAGAGAAAUGCAUAAAAAUUUGCAAACAAAUAUUAUAAGGUAUUUUUGAAAGAAAUAUUAAUGCUUUACUAAUCCAGGCCGUCAACCAAUUCCUAUAUUCCUAUAUUUUUGAGAAGUUUCCUAUGUUUUUCAAAAUCUCAUAUAUUUCCUAUGUUUUCCUAUAUUUUUUUAUUUAUUUUCUUUAUUUUUUUUCUUAAAAAGUUACAGUUAUAUGUUUGAAAACAUUCAUAGGAUUGAUACAGCCUUAAGAUAUUGUUUAUUUACAGUUUAAAACUGUCAUUUGCCCUCCAAACCAUCACCAUCAUUCAGAAUUGCUGUUGUACACCCUUGGUUAUCCAUUUUGAUGACCACAGUUUUGUUGCUGCAGCACAUUCUGCCUUGAUGGAGAUGUUUAAGAAUUGUGGCUUAAGUGGAGCAUAAUUUUUAUGAGUAUAGCCAAUAAACAAGUAAGUAAAUGUUCACUUACAUACCUCUUAAUGUUGAUUUUUCAACCUUAAAAUUCCUAUAAUUUUUUUCCAGAAAAUACCCAAACCUCCUAUAUUUUUGGAAAAAAAUUCCUAUAUUUUCACUAUAAGUUGGUUGAUAGCCUGUAAUAUGUUAAAAAAGAUGUUGAAUUGGUAAUAAAGUAUUAGUAUUGAUAUAACACUAACUUCAUUCAACACACGUUAUUGAACUUGUAUAGGACUUGUGUUCCUAGUAGGGAUGCAAACGAAUGGCAAAAUUGAUAUUCGAAUAUUCGGUAAUUCUUUCGAUCGAAUAUUCGAAUAUUCGAAUACCAAAAUGAACCUUUAAGAAUUGUAGUAAACUAGUAUUCACUAACGUAAUAGCCGGGGCCCUGUUACCCUUCUGUGUCGUAUACGGUACACGCGACGGACCCUUAUUGUUCCACAAAUUAGCCUCUGAAUUUCCCUAUUUUCAAGAUAUAUAUCCCAAGAAAAAGCGAUAUAUCUUUAUAAAAAAAAAAACGAAUUAUACCAAUUCCUCCAUUUUUGUAAACAAUGCAAAAUAAGAUCAGGUAAUUGCGUAUUUUCCCGGAUUUGCAUCCUCGUUCUGGGAUUGAUGUUUACGAACUAUAUAAUUAUAGAGAACGACACCAUGGCAAAACGUCGAUUUUGACUGAUGUAUUGUACAACAAUACAGGACAUAUAUCCUUAAACGUUAAACCAUACAGUUAAUUUGUACGCAAGAGCGAUAUAUCGAAAACCUGGAAAACAGUUUAAAGCACAUAACUAGCACAUGUCCUUCAUAUCAUCAAGGUGAUUUUAGCAAUAUCGCCAAGCUUGAUUAGCAGUGAAGACAAAACAUUGGUAUAAAGGCCGAUCUCUUAAACCCUAAUUGGCAUGGCCAUUUAAAUGUACCCAAAAUAAUUAGAAUGUGUUUGAUGUCACUUGUUUAACAACCAGUAAAUGUAAAAUUACGGGGACUGUUUAUAGUUCCCGGCGAUAUAUCCGAUAUGACGAGUGUAUAGUGUCAUCAAGUUCACACCUCUGGCAUUAGGGGUCCAUCGUUGUAAAAACAAGACAGACGAAGAUGACAGUUGUAGGCAAAAAGUUAAUUAAUUUAUUAAUUCAACAAAAACAUCGAAUAUUCGAAUACCUAUUUUGACAUUCGAAUACCAAACGUUCGAUCGAAUAUUCGAAUAUUCGAAUAUUCGUUUGCAUCCCUAGUUCCUAGUGAAUGUCUUCAAUAACUAGGGUAGUGGGUGCAGUAAUAAUUACUAAUUGUACAAUUUAACCACUGGCAUCAGAAUUUCAGUUAUUUUGUAAAAAAACAACAACAAUUAAAAUGUUAUGAUUCCAAACAAAAAUAGCAAUGCCAGAAAUGUGAAAAAGUAUAGAUAUUUUUCAUAAAUAUGCACUUUGUUCUGUCUUUUAUAUAUAAUUAUUUUAACAUAUAGACAGUACGAAGUGCAUAUUUAUGAUAAUUUAUUUUCAUUAUAUUUCAAUAACUUUUCACAUUUCUGCCAUUGUUAUUUUUGGUCUGAAAUUAUAAGAUUUUUAUUGAUUAAAAAAAAAAUUCAGUUUGAAAAUCCGGUGCCAGUGAUUUUGACUGGCAUUCUCAACACCCCAAAAGACUGAAAUAGCCAUUCAAGCGAUUGCACUAAAACAUGUUUAGUAUCUUUGUCUUAACGCUGAUUUUGGUGAAUGUUAUUAUCAUUUAAAAUUUCAUUAUAUGUAUUCUUUCAAAAUGUCAGUGAUGAACACUGUUCCAAGAUGUAUAUCCAGAGUUUCAUGCUCGCUUAUCAUAGCUAGUUUAUACCUUCCACUAUACCCCAGCUAAGGCAAAAAAACGUUGUAACCACGUUUAAAUGUUUGUGUUUAAGAUAGAUUCAAAGACAACAUUCUAUAAUGUUGUGACAACGUUGCAGCAACAUUGCCACAACCUUGAAGAUAUUCCGUGUUAUUGUUUUUUCCAUAAAUUCAAAACAAGUCUUAACUGGUUAUUGUUAGCUGGGACGUUACCAUACAAUCAUAAACAAAAAUACUCUCACCUUUCUGAUUAUGGCUUGGAACGGCUGUGAAUCUAAUCCUUAUUGUAUAAGCUUUUUAAAAAUUAGUACGACUGUCCUUUUUUCAUUCACAAUGUGUUAACCUAGUUGUUUUCUUUCAUUUUUUCAAACAUAAUGUAUGAGUUUCUAUCAAAACGAUAAUGUUUGCCUUUGUUAUUAAUACAUUGCACAUACAUUGAUCAUAGUGUUACGAUAGUUUAGUUUCUCAUUGUGACGUCUGUUCUGAAUAAAAAAUAUGCAUUCAAACUUG
Messenger RNA from Mya arenaria, 7341 nucleotides. RefSeq lists its product as uncharacterized. Lineage: Eukaryota; Metazoa; Mollusca; Bivalvia; Myida; Myidae. Gene Ontology annotation, biological process: regulation of cell cycle. The transcript has 16 exons. The record is from RefSeq and is a predicted model, not a curated record. Bases 165 to 2729 code for a protein of 854 amino acids. Gene Ontology annotation, cellular component: nucleus; spindle microtubule; cytoplasm.